UGUCAGUGACAGUUCUGUGCGUUCCGUUGAGAUUUCGUGCGAUGUAUCCAGACCACGCCGUUUUCGUCUUCCAUCUUGCGUAGUCGGAGCUCGGAACUUCACGAUGGAGUGCCGCAAGGGUCGACGGAAAGGUCUACUCAGUGGCCUGGUGUUUGCGUGGCUCCUAACCAGCGGUUGCACCGUCGCAGCGCGAAAUAUAGGUAAGCUACACUUUAUCUACAACCGAUUCGAGAAACACGCAGAUCACAGGAACACGUGGCAAGAGAGGUACGAUACCGCGUACGCCUGCGAGGGCAAAACACUGAGGCUCGAGUGCGGCGAGGGAAAGCUGAUCCAGCUCAUCAGAGCGAACUACGGGAGGUUCUCGAUAACGAUAUGCAACGAGCACGGGAACACCGACUGGAGCGUCAACUGUAUGUCGCCCAAGUCCUUCCGUGUGCUGAAUAGCGAGUGCAACGACCAGCAGAACUGCAGCAUCGUUGCGUCCACGUUACAAUUCGGCGAUCCCUGUCCCAACACGCACAAAUACCUCGAGGCGCACUAUCGUUGCGUGUCCGCGGCAACAACCACGACAACAUCCCGUCCGAGUCCGCCGUGGUUCAUGACUUCUCAGCCCAGCGUUUGGAGUACGGCUAAGCCGACUGUCAGGCCUCCCUCUAGGAUUACUACACCCCCGGCUCAACAGCCACCCCAGCCGCCGGCACCGUCCACCCCGGCGCUUCCAAUAACCACCACGCCAAGCUCCACAUCGACGAGGUCCCCGGUCGAUAUGGAGGUCCUCGAAGUGGACCAAGACUUAAUACUUCCUGCGAAUGUUCCGUCUGCGAACGGACCUGCGGUACCUCCGGUCGUUCCUGAGACCACUCAGCCGACGACCACCUCGACCUUUGCUCCUUGGAGAACAAGUCGAAGGACCACUGUGCCGAGCACGCUGUACCCGGAGUCCAGCUCGAACGGCCAAUGGUACGACUACGGCAGACAAGUGUGUCCCCCGGUGAUAGCCAGGAACCUGUCGUGGAACACGACCAGGGCCGGCGACGUGGCAGUGCAGAGUUGUCCGGGUGGUGCGAACGGUUUGGCACGCUGGAGAUGCCUGGCUAGAGGGGAUUCCGCUUUCUGGCACCGGGACAGUCCAGAUUUAAGCGAGUGUCGCUCGGUCUGGCUGACCACGCUCGAGAACCGCGUGACGGAGGGCGACGUCAUCCUUGGUAUCAGCCGAGAACUGUCGCAGGUGACGAACAAUAGCAGAGGAUUGUACGGAGGAGACAUGAUGAUCACCACCAAGAUUAUCAAGAACAUGGCAGAGAAGAUGGCACAAGACAUACGGACGUAUCAGGACGCCAACCAGAGGGAGGUCAGUGUGACGGAGUUGCUCCAAGGUGUUGUCAGGACUGGCAGCAACCUGCUGGACAAGGCGCAAAUGGCGUCUUGGAAAGAUCUCAGCCAUCAGGAGCAGAUGAGAGUCGCGACCUCUUUAUUGAUCGGACUCGAGGAGAACGCGUUUUUGCUGGCCGACACGCUGAUGCACGAGAAAACGAUCACUCACGAGGGACGGAAUAUAUUGAUGGAGGUCCGCGUGCUGGACGCCAGGAACAUCGGCGACGAUCUCGAAGUAUUCCCAACCGAAGCGGAUCAGAAGAAAUGGACACCGUCAAACGAUCGCGUCGAGCUGACCAGAGGUGCCCUCCUCGAGAACAGCGAGGGUGGUAUUGUCCGUUUGGUCUUCAUGGCCUUUGACAGACUCGAGGAGAUCUUACAGCCACAAGCCGAAGUAUCGUCGUUGGUCAUGAACGACGAGCCACAACCACUGCCGAAAAGGAAUACGACCAGGCUUCUAAACAGCAAAGUGAUCUCCGCGUCUUUGGGCAAAGGAAGGCACAUUCAGCUCAGCGAACCUGUCAGAGUCUACUUCAAGCAUUUAUCCAUUGAGAACGUCACCAAUCCCACUUGCGUCUUUUGGGACUACAUUCUGAGCGCGUGGUCGGAAGAGGGAUGCGAAAUACGCAAAACCAACGAGACCCACACGGUGUGCGAGUGCAACCACCUCACGAAUUUCGCCGUUCUAAUGGACGUACACGCUGUCAGACUGGACAUCGCUCAUCAGGUCGCGUUGCAAAUCAUCACCUACAUCGGUUGCAUCAUUUCCGUGGUCUGCCUCGUUUUAGCGAUUCUGACGUUUCAAUUAUUUCGCGGACUAAAGUCGGACCGUACAACCAUCCACAAGAACCUGUGCGUGUGCCUGCUGAUCGCGGAGAUUUUAUUCGUUUGCGGGAUCGGGCAAACGAACCAGAGAAUUGUCUGCGGUAUCGUCGCUGGAUUGCUGCACUUCUUUUUCCUGUGCGCGUUCGCCUGGAUGUUCCUCGAAGGAUUUCAAUUAUACGUGAUGCUAAUCGAGGUGUUCGAAGCGGAGAAAUCAAGACUACGAUGGUAUUAUUUAGUUGCUUACGGUGCACCGUUACUGGUCGUAGCUAUCUCCUGCAUAAUCGAUCCACUUAGCUACGGUACCGAUCGAUAUUGUUGGCUACGAGCGGACAACUACUUCAUCUUCAGCUUCGUUGGACCUGUGAUACUCGUUAUAUUGGCAAAUUUGGUAUUCUUGUCGAUGGCGAUUUACAUGAUGUGCCGACACGCGAACGCCACCAUAGCGAUGAAGAGUAAGGAGCACUCGCGAUUGGCCAGCGCAAGUGGAAAGGAAGAGAAUGCUCUUCCCAACAAAUUGCAAGCGCACUUGGCAUGGCUGAGAGGAGCGAUCGUCCUGGUAUUCUUAUUGGGCCUCACAUGGACAUUCGGGCUCCUCUAUUUGAACCAAGAAUCCGUCGUGAUGGCGUACAUCUUCACCAUAUUGAAUAGUCUGCAGGGGCUGUUUAUCUUUGUGUUCCAUUGCGUUCAGAACGAGAAGGUGAGGAAGGAAUACAGGAAGUUCGUGCGCCGUCAUUCGUGGCUACCGAAGUGCCUGAGGUGCUCGAAGACGAUGACCGGAAGCUCCGGCGGUUCUUCCGGCACCAGCGGCGGCGCUGGUGGCGCAAAUGGCGGCAAGGACUUUGCGUCCCACAACACCUCGUCGAAUCCUUCGGCGCCAACCACCGACAGCUCCGGAUUGUCGCCGCAUGCCGCCUCCAAUUACUUGGCGUCCGGUCGAAGCUGGGCGAUAGUCGACAGGCAGCCGGCAGUAACAGUGCCAAGUGAAUCCUCUCCAACAGAGGCUCACAUCGUGGCCACGCUGCCGUACGCCCGUCACGCCUUCUUACCCUCAGCCUCAGCUCCUAAUUUCCCCAAAUCUGCCACCGCCACUUGGGGCCACCUUAACAAAAACCUCAUGUGGAAGAACAUUUCUUUUAAAUCGUACUCCCGCGACUCUGGACACGGCGGCUCCGAGCAGGAGGAGUCGCCCAGGACGCACAACACCCUGACCCUGGGCCAUUCUGGGCGAAACCGCGGUGCAAGGGUGAUGAACGAGAGCAACGAGAUCAGCGGUACCAGGACCAUCGGCGUAGGAAGCGGUCGGAGGAUUGCGAUGCCAUACAAACACAAGUACACCGAGAUCCUGGACGGCCGAGCGAACGGACCCGGACAUUAUCAGCUGCACGGACACCACGGUCAGCACGUGCACAUCCCGCGUGAGCUGACGAACGAGGACGAGCCGGUCUACGAGGAGAUAGAACGAGGCGGCGGCGGAGGCGGCGGCGAGAUCCAGGUGUCGGACAUGUCCGACGAAGACGGCAGAAGGCAAAGCGACAUGAGCAGACAGUCGUCGAGGAGUUACGGCGAUCACAGACCGCUGAUACCGUAUUCACCAGCCACCGAUAGGAAUUUGGUGCAUUACGGGCAAUCGCUGACGGAGCGUGGCGGUGGCGGUAACAUCCACUGCGAUGCGAACGAGUACAGUCCCGCGGUGGAGAGGACCCUGAACACUUGCUGGGAGAAGCUACGGAAGCAGCAGCCAGCCUGGUACGAGCGCGGAGAACUGCCCCGUCUGCCCGCGACCUACGGGAUUCCGCCUCAACAGGAUCACACGAGGACGGUCGCGGUUCUGGACGGGCACACGGUCGUCUGUCACCUGCAGCCACAGACAGACAUGUACACCGGUCGCGGGAUGCCGCCGCCUUCCUACAGCGAGUGUUAGGACACCUCGUUUGACAAAUCCGAUCUUGUCGUUCUCUUCGUCUUCCUGCACGAGGACGAUGGAUGCGCCCCUCCUCGCGUUGUGCCGAUCAAGGAGUCGCGUCCUCGCCAUGGAUCAAGAGAAUCGAUCGUGGUCCCUUAUAUCGACGACGGUGGUUCAUUCCUGAAGAGAGCUACGAUUCCGGAGCACCGAUGCGUCUCAGACUCGCUCUGUUCAUCCGAAUGGUCCGGGUGAACGGGACCGACGCGUUCUUAGCUCAAACGAAACAGCGGCGAUCGAGGACGCCCUGUUUCCUCUUAGCCAUAACGAUAUACCGGGCCCGGCCAAGGGAGGCCCCUCUUCUUUCUUUGUUUCCGUUUCUUCGGGAAUCGCGUGCACGAGGCUGCGAGCGCGGCGGAUGUCCACCGCCGACGGACGUGUCUGUCGUCUCGAGUUGGAUUCGUGCGACUGUGUGCGUGCGUGAGUGCGUGAAUGAGUGCGGCGAAGCGUCGAGAAUCGAGUUCUGUACGAUAUAGAAUCAAUUAAGCGGACCUCUUGUUAAAAGUAAUCAGUCGUCGUUGUACCGUCGAAGCCAUGCGCGCGCCUCUGGGAUUGGCUCAUCGAAUGGCGGAUAUGAUGUCGUGCGGAGAACGAUAAAACGUGACGAGUCCUCUUAGGUUACUAAGAUCUGCUAGGAGAACACCGGAAGAGAUAGGUUUCAAGGAAUAUCGCGUGCACGCAGUUAACGAAGAUCGUAACUUUCGGCCAAACUAUUUCCUCGCUCGAAGACGGUCUUCGCGUUUCUCGUCGAAUUUCCUCGAAACUUGUCCUCGCGAGCGUCGAAGUCGAGGGGGAAACUUGCUCGACGAUCUCGCCGGUGCAGUCUUUUUGUUAACGAGCGCGAUCCCGAUCGUUGGUCGAAGCGAAAUUAGAAGACAUAUCGAGAUCGGCGUUAAGGAUUUUGUUGCGAGCGCGUGGAAAUCGUUAGCUCGUUAACGAGCCAUGGAUCGGCGAGAAUUCGAUUUGGGUUUCCAAAGGGAAUCAAAAGGGUGACGACUCGAUAAAGGAAUCUGAAGCUAGUGUUCCCUGUCAAAGGUCUCGAAUUUCAUCGAACGGUGGACAGCGUUCAGUGACAUAUCGCGGAUCGCUGAUCGAUAAUUGAAACUCGCUGCAGAGCGUAGAGAAGAAAGUAAAGCUACUUAAUCGCUUAUUUCGAUUAACGAGUACCGUCUCUGUAUUAGCGAUCGCAUCAUAGAAAUAACUGCUUCUAAAGUCUACGUUCUUUCGAAAAGCAACCGUUUCGUGAAAUAAAUUUCGAAGUUCCAAUAAAAAAAAGAUAGAGGAACGUGUGUCCAUUUUGUGUAUCUUCGAUGAUUAAA
Molecule: messenger RNA, 5481 nt
Organism: Megachile rotundata (alfalfa leafcutting bee)
Lineage: Eukaryota; Metazoa; Arthropoda; Insecta; Hymenoptera; Megachilidae
Product: latrophilin Cirl
Biological process (GO): G protein-coupled receptor signaling pathway; cell surface receptor signaling pathway
Cellular component (GO): plasma membrane
Molecular function (GO): carbohydrate binding; G protein-coupled receptor activity
Source: RefSeq, a predicted model, not a curated record